Molecule: messenger RNA, 394 nt
Organism: Thunnus maccoyii (southern bluefin tuna)
Lineage: Eukaryota; Metazoa; Chordata; Actinopteri; Scombriformes; Scombridae
Product: protein phosphatase 1 regulatory subunit 1C-like
Exons: 5
Coding region: 76-369 (97 amino acids)
Biological process (GO): intracellular signal transduction
Cellular component (GO): cytoplasm
Molecular function (GO): protein phosphatase inhibitor activity
Source: RefSeq, a predicted model, not a curated record
ACACACACAUACACACACACACACUCUCUCUCUCUCUUUCUGUCUGUCUUUCUUUCUAUCUCUCAGUCAGUAAUAAUGGAGCCCAGCAGUCCAAAGAAGAUCCAGUUUGCGGUGCCUCCGCUGCAGGGACAGCUGGACCCGCAGGCCGCCGAACAUAUCCGUCGCAGAAGACCGACUCCUGCCACUCUGCAGAUCUACAGACAACCUGGCACAGAUGUUGGAGAUCAACACAAUGCCAGUGGAGAGUCACAGGCUUCAGACGGCUCUCAGAGGAAGCAGAGCACCUAUGCCCCGCCCACCAUGAAAGGUAAGCUGGAAAGUUCUGUACCUGAAGAAGACGAGGAGGAAAACAGCCCACAGGACGGCUGAUGCAGGAGAGGAAUCCCAGCACGAA